This is a messenger RNA of Abrus precatorius (Indian licorice), 2604 nucleotides long. RefSeq names its product endoribonuclease Dicer homolog 2-like. NCBI's taxonomy places the organism in Eukaryota, Viridiplantae, Streptophyta, Magnoliopsida, Fabales, Fabaceae. Gene Ontology annotation, molecular function: ribonuclease III activity; RNA binding; protein binding. The transcript is spliced from 9 exons. Gene Ontology annotation, biological process: siRNA processing. The record is from RefSeq and is a predicted model, not a curated record. Bases 56 to 2413 code for a protein of 785 amino acids. Gene Ontology annotation, cellular component: cytoplasm; nucleus.
AGCUAUCUCAAUAUCAAAGAAUAUCGCAAACCCUUCUCUUGAUAUUUCCAUCAACAUGGAAGAAUUUGAAAAUGGGCACCCCAGUUAUAUCCCAUCCGAAUUGGUCAAUAGUGCAUCAAAUAAUCGCAACGUAACGUACCAUCUCUAUUUGAUUGAGUUGAAGCCGGAUUUUGAGUAUAUCGACGUUCAUGACAUUGUGCUAGCAAUUAGGACUAAACUUGACUCAGAAAUCUUAAAUGCAUCAUCAGGCAUGUCGUUUGAUGUUGACAGGGGAAAGUUGUCAGUGAACCUUGGAUAUAUAAUGACCAUUCCGCUUACUCAUGAUGAGGUUAAAAAAUGUAGAAGAUUUCAGACUACCCUCUUUAGGAUCCUUCUGCAUAGGAGCGUGAAUAAGUUACCUAAUGUUUCAGAUGAUUUUAGUUUAGGAGAUAAUCCUGAGAUUGAUUAUCUUCUGCUCCCAGCCAGUAAUGAACACUUGAGCUCUUCAGAUCCAAUCGAUUGGAAGUAUGUCAGUUCUGUUCCUUUUUCACCUGAAAGUACCUGUGACUGUGAGGAUAAUACUCCUCAUGUGGUGACGAAAAAUGGUUCAGUUUGCCGUUGCAAACUAAAAAAUUGUGUGGUCUACACUCCUCAUAUUGAUUCUAAUCCUCCCAUUUAUAUUAUUAAUAAAAUUAUGAAAUUGAAUGGAAAUUCAAUUCCACUACACUUAAGAGAUAAGGGAUCUACUACUACUUACAAGGAGGACUUUAAAAACCGCCACGGGAUUGAACUGAGUCAUGCAGAUCAAUCCCUGCUUGGUGGCAGAAAAGUUUUUUCAGCGGGGAAUUACCUUCUCAAGGCCAGACAACAGAAGAAGGAGAAAGGUCAAAGCAAGAAGAACACUGUUGAAUUGCCCCCAGAACUUUGUCAUGUAAUAAUGUCACCAAUAUCAAUCAGUACCAUAUAUUCAUUUUCAUUUAUGCCAUCAAUCAUGCAUUGGCUUCAGUCCUUGCUCGUUGCUUUCAACUUAAAAAAGAUGCUUUUGGAUCAUUGCACGUUAAAUGAUAUCCCAAUCAGCAAGAUCUUACAAGCAAUUACUGCAAAAGGAUGUCAAGAGGCUUCCGAUUACGAUUACUUAGAGACACUUGGAGAUUCUUUUCUAAAGUAUGCUGCUAGUCAGCAGCUUUUCAAGACCAACCAAAAUCAUAGAGAGGGCCUUCUUACCAAUGAGAGGGAAAAAAUAAUUUCCAAUGUUGCCUUGUCUAAGUAUGGGUGUAGCCAAAACCUUCCGGGCUUCAUACGAAAUAAGGAAUUUAAGCCAAAGCAGUGGGAUAUCCCUGGCGAUAAGUCAAAAGGUCUCUUGCUAAAAGAAGAGUUGGUUUCUAAUAGAACAAGAGUAUAUACUUGUGAAACAAGAGAAAUAAAAUUCGAUAUUGUUGCUGAUGUUGUUGAGGCACUAAUUGGAGCCUUUUGCACAGAAGAUGAAAAAGCUGCUUUAUCGUUUAUUAAGUGGAUUGGCGUCAAUAUAGACACUAACAUUGUACCAUAUGAAAGGCCCCUUAGCACUGCCGCAGAGAAGCUUGUAAAUGUCCAAGUUUUAGAAACCCUAUUAAACUACUCAUUCAAAAACCCUUACCUUUUAGUAGAAGCUCUGAUCCAUAGGUCUUGCAAUCGACCAGAAAUUCCAACAUGCUACGACUAUGAGCGACUAGAGUUUCUUGGCGACGCAGUGUUGGACUAUGUCAUCACCAUGCAUUUCCACAAGGAAUAUUCUAAUGACAAGUUGUCAUCGGAAUUUUUGACAAACAUGAGGUCUAUUUCUGUGAAUAAUGAGUGCUAUACACUGUCAGCCAUUAAAGCUGAGCUGGAUGAACACAUAAUCUGCGACUCAGUGGUAAAAAAUCAAAUUGCAAAAACAAUGAAAGGCGUUGAGAACAUAUCUUUGGAAUCCACUUUUGGAUGGGAGCUAGAAACAUAUUACUGUGAGGUCCUUGGAGAUGUUAUAGAAUCUAUAGCAGGAGCCAUUUUUGUUGAUUCAGGGUACAAGAAGAAGGUUGUUUUCCAAAGCAUAAGGCCUCUUUUGGAACCCUUGGUUACACCUGAAACUGCAAAGCGACAUCCAAUUAAUGAGUUGCAAGAACUAUGCCAAAAAAAUCACUACGAAAAGGAAGAAUACUCGAAGCCUCAUGUCAACCAUGUAACUUUAUUUACGAUCAAGGUGAAAACUGAUGAGAACACCUAUGAGUGGACUGCUAGUGGUGAUAAUGAGUAUACAGCUCGUAAACUAGCCUCCAAGGAAGUUUUGAAACUCAUGAAGGUAACCAAUUCAAAGCUAUUAAUGAACCGAAGGCGAUUUUUGUUCCCUUUAUUGUCUGCAGUCUUUUUGUUCUGUUGGUUUGUAGAUGAAAUAAUUUAUCAUGCAGUAUGCCAGUGAUUUUUGAAAGCGUUCCAAGUGCUUAAAAACUUUUAUCAGUAAUUGCAUAUUUACAAGUCUCUUGGUUAAUCUGUGUUAUACUCCAAUAUAGUUCUAAUAUGAUAUCGUGCACAUUUCGCCAUUAUCAGGCCUGUGUUCAUGAGAUGAAAUACUAAUACGACCAUGCAAAUUUGUAGCUCUAAAAUAAAAUG